Messenger RNA from Galendromus occidentalis (western predatory mite), 715 nucleotides. RefSeq names its product ribonuclease P/MRP subunit POP4 (gene Pop4). The transcript has 4 exons. The record is from RefSeq and is a predicted model, not a curated record. Bases 1 to 690 code for a protein of 229 amino acids. Gene Ontology annotation, molecular function: ribonuclease P RNA binding. Gene Ontology annotation, cellular component: ribonuclease MRP complex; ribonuclease P complex. Gene Ontology annotation, biological process: tRNA 5'-leader removal; rRNA processing. NCBI's taxonomy places the organism in Eukaryota, Metazoa, Arthropoda, Arachnida, Mesostigmata, Phytoseiidae.
AUGAGCGGACUGAAUCCUAAGGCAUCUUCAUCAGCAUCGAAGGAUGCGCUGCAAUUUUACAAAACAGCUGUUGAAGUCGGACUUAGCCCCGGAGAUGCAGGGGGUACCCAGGCGGACUUUUUCGAGCGUUUCCUCCGGAAGCACUCAGACAACGUCAAAGACGAUACAGUCGCAUCUGUGAAACGAGGCUAUGUAUUUACGAAGAGACUACAUUACUCCCGCAAGAAGCACAACAAGAAACCCCACAACCUGCUCACAUCUCGAGAGAAGCGGACCCUCGGUCUCUUCACGAUCACUCGGCAUGGUCAAUUGACGUAUGAGAGUUUCCUGAGAAUACACGACCUAUGGAAAGGCUAUUUCAAGGAGGCGGUCGCCGACGAGAAGGUUUCGAAGUUGGAAAACCUCCAAAUAUCGUUGAUGAAAGCCGACUACACCGGAUGUCAUUUCGUGGUGGCGGCCGGAAAAUGCGUUAGCCAUGUCGGCCAGAGAGGACUCGUCGUACAAGAAACCAAGAAUACUUUCAAGCUGCUGACGAAGGAGGACCGUAUCCUUGAAAUCCCGAAGAAAGGAACCCUUUUCGCUUUCAUGCACGGAGACAAAUUGUACAAAAUCUAUGGAUCGCACUUCCGGAAACAUGGUUUCGAACGAGCGAAAUCGAAAUUCAAGGUGACAGAAAAUAUCACUCUCUGAAAUAAAUUGUUGUUCAUUCGCAAUG